Molecule: messenger RNA, 939 nt
Organism: Nannizzia gypsea CBS 118893
Lineage: Eukaryota; Fungi; Ascomycota; Eurotiomycetes; Onygenales; Arthrodermataceae
Product: serine/threonine protein kinase
Exons: 5
Coding region: 1-939 (312 amino acids)
Source: RefSeq, a predicted model, not a curated record
AUGCGCGAUUUGGGCUCCCCAACUAUACCCUACCUCCCUGAUGAUAAUGCUGACCGCGGCAUCUUGAUCGACGGAGACGGCCCUGACCUCGCGAUUGAUGUUGAGGAAUCCACAAGAUUUUCCAUGGUGGCUUCUCUAACUACUGUUUGGCUUGCUGAAGAUAUGAGAAAUCAACAAAACUGUGCAAUCAAGAUUAUGGUCUCUGGUCCAUAUGGAGAACAUGACUAUCAGAUGCAAACUACUAUCCAUGAGACUGUGACUGAUACCUCUCAUCUAGUUUUAUAUAAGGAUGUCUUUCUACUCCGUGGCCCACAGUAUAGCCACUAUACUUUUGUCUUCCGAUUUCUUGGUCCCAAUGUUGAAUCUCUCGUGGCUAAAUACUUUAGAGAGCUUACACGAGGCUGGCUUUGUCCACAGAGUUCUCUCCCUGAAAAUCUCAGCAUAGCUGAUAAAUACAAGAUUCUUGGCCGGCCUGAACGAAUGAUGAUUGAUAGUUGGAAACAGGCAGAACUUGUGAAGCCCAUGCAAAUUCCUAUCAUACUGUGUUCAACUAUGAUUUAUCUCGCGGGCUUUGGGAUAACAACACAAGUUGGUAUUCCAAAAGAUGGACUCCACCUUUGGAUAUUGCUCUCCAGAGCGGCUUCAUGCGUCGUUGCCUAUAUGGGCCCGUUACCAAAGGAUCUAAAGGGGAAAUACCUCUGGCCCGGGUCUAGCAAAGAUGAGUGGUAUGAUCCAAAUACCCCUGUGGCUGAAGAUCUUGACGACCGAAUCAAACAUCAACGACCACAAAUUGAUACAGUUGAGAGGAAACUCUUAGUAUCUGUUUUGACCAGAGGUUUCUCCCUUAUUCCUGAGAACCGCCUAACUGCAAGCCAACUCCGAGAUCCAGAUUUCAAUACCCCUUAUCAACUUUCCACUGCAGCUAAAAAUUUUAGAUAG